Coccidioides posadasii C735 delta SOWgp is the source of this 1984-nucleotide messenger RNA. RefSeq names its product Rho GTPase protein rac1 (gene RAC1). The record is from RefSeq and is a predicted model, not a curated record. Gene Ontology annotation, molecular function: GTPase activity; GTP binding; protein kinase binding. Gene Ontology annotation, biological process: cortical cytoskeleton organization; engulfment of apoptotic cell; small GTPase-mediated signal transduction. Gene Ontology annotation, cellular component: cytoskeleton; cell projection; cytoplasmic vesicle. Lineage: Eukaryota; Fungi; Ascomycota; Eurotiomycetes; Onygenales; Onygenaceae.
CCAUCGUCGACUCCUCGCUGCUCGGGCGGGUCCUGCCUCUCACUCCUCCGUCCUGCUGUUGUUGCUUCGGGCGUAUGAACCAUCUGCUGGAACCAGAUCUGCCCUCCUCUCAUCCCGAGUCAAAGACGUGAUUCAAACUCUCCCUUUUCGCCGUCGGCCCCUUUCGCCCGCCUCAGCCCUCGUCCGGAAACCCUCCUGGCUCCCUCGCACAGCUCCGGAACCGCCUUCAUUCUCGACGACGGCUCAAGACUCGUCGUCCUUUUUUCCCUCCGCAAACGCAAUCCCACUCCCAGCUUAGAUUUAACCGUGUGGCGGUGGUGUGUUCCUCGCGGUCUCGCUCCGCCAUCCAGCAGCAAACACUCCAAUACUACUUGUGGAGGUCUCUCACGUCGAAAGGUAAACUCCCCAGUUGGAGCUUCGAGAUAGGCCGUAUUGGCCCUGAUAAUUCUCAGAUUGGGACGACUGCCACUUGAACUUCCCAAAUUGACUGAGCGAAAGCUCUCCAGAAGAUUCCCUGACUCUUAAAACUCCUUUUGAGGGGAACAGCUAGAACAUCUUACUGGGGCUCUGUGCAACAGCACAGUAUUUUAAUCUUUGAUAAUAAGUACAUUAUUCUCAGCUCCAAGUAAUCUACCAGAUCCUUUGACUCCUCUCACUCCGUCUCAUACAUACCCUCGCAAUUCGAUCUUAUCUUCCCACACAACUCUCUUCUGACUUCACAUUCUGGAAUCAUUCUUAACACAGACCAAAAUUUACCCCAGAUUUCUCGGCAAAGAUGGCAUCGGGACCAGCCACUCAAUCUUUGAAGUGUGUUGUCACUGGUGACGGUGCAGUUGGGAAGACAUGUCUUUUGAUUUCGUACACAACUAAUGCCUUCCCUGGUGAAUACAUCCCAACUGUGUUUGAUAACUACUCUGCCAGUGUCAUGGUAGAUGGAAAGCCGAUUAGCCUUGGACUUUGGGAUACUGCAGGCCAAGAAGAUUAUGACAGGCUACGCCCUCUGUCGUAUCCUCAGACAGAUGUCUUCUUGAUCUGCUUUUCGAUCGUCAGCCCGCCAUCAUUUGAUAACGUGAAGGCCAAGUGGUACCCGGAAAUUGAACACCAUGCUCCCGGUGUCCCCAUCAUUCUUGUCGGCACCAAGCUUGACUUGAGGGAUGAUAAGGCCACGAAUGAAAACCUUCGUGCAAAGAAGAUGGAGCCGGUCAGCUAUGAGCAGGCUUUGGCGGUUGCAAAAGAAAUCAAGGCUCAGAAGUACCUGGAAUGCUCUGCUUUGACCCAGCGAAACUUAAAGAGCGUGUUUGAUGAGGCAAUUCGAGCGGUUCUCAAUCCUCGUCCUGUUGCGAAACCCAAAGCAAAGAGAUGCAGCAUCCUCUAAGAAGCGGCGGAUCUCUUUUUAACUACGAGCCACGUAAAAACUUCCACACCUAACGACUUCGAAUACCCGAAUUCUCCGAGUACUUAUGAUCCAGCGCGUGCUUGACAGCAGACCCAGUUUGCAUUCAGACCAACGUGCUUUUCUCUGUAUUUGAUACAAAUAUCUCUGAAGUCUAACGCAGCGAGCAUAUGUUUCCCUCAGUUGUUCAUACAUGUGGUCGAGCGUUGCAAUAUGUCAGAUACCCCAAGAUGAUUAGAGCACAUAUGAUCCAAGAUUCUCCCUGUUCUCGGUCAGAUGUAUUGUUCCCCGACACAAAGCCACUGACCAAGAAAGAAUGUAUUACUGAUCAUAAUUGGUGAACUCUGUGUCAUCUUGAAAGCAUACGGCCCUAAUUUUUAAAAUGACCUCCAUUUUCCUUGUUUUCCUUCAAACUGGGUUUCCCUCUCAAAGCUCAGCAUCAGUUUUCAUACCCUCUGAAUGUUCAUAUGGUUAUCGUCUUGUCGUUUAGUUGUUUGAUCCCUUUCCACUGUGAUAUUGUCUACUUCGUACAUGAUGUCUGAACCUCUCUCCUUGCUAGAUCCGAUGACCGGGCUAUUUCUGUAGCUGAAA